UAAAGAAUUUUUGGCUAAGCAGCUGUUUGGGGUGGAGUUAUUGCAACAGAGGCUUUCAGUUUCGUUUUUUUUUCCUCUCUGCUCUUCGAAGAAAGGAUAUCGAGCCGAAUAAAAAGAAAAAUAAUGACAGAAGAGAGCAGGUUCUGCAAAAAUUGUAAACGAGAUGUGUCUGCUGCCAAUUUCUCCCUCCAUGAGGCCCACUGCUUGCGGUAUCUCACUCUCUGUCCAGAAUGUGAUGAACCAGUUGCCCAAAAGGAUAUGAAAGACCAUCAAACAGAAGCACACAAGCAGGUCAGAUGUAAUCUUUGUCACCAAAGCAUGCAGCAGUACCAGUUGGAGCAUCAUGAGACCAAGGAAUGCCAGAAACGAGCAAUGAAAUGCAAGAUCUGUGAGCUUGAAAUGCCCUUCAACAAGCUGCAGGAACACCUGAACACCUGUGCUAGCCGAACAGAGCGGUGUCGGGAGUGUAACAAAUACAUCAUGUACAAAGACCAGAACAAACACAAAGAUAUUUGUCAGAACAGUGGUCUGUCCUAUCAUAAGGAUGUGAACUUUCAAACCAGUGAAGCAUCCGCUAAUGCAACAUUUAUUUGCCCCACUGGUACUGGUGGCAAUCUUUGUCAGAAGUGCAAUAAGUCAUUCCCAGAUGACCAGUACUCCCAACAUCUGAAUAAAUGCAGUGCAGCCCAUAAGCUGACAAAAAUUCUUGCUGGCCAGUUAACUUCAAAACUCAGCAGUGAUCCACCGCAGUCGUCUUCUUCCCUGGCUCCCUCUUCCUGCUCUGAGAAUGCAAUAGUGUGGAAAGACGUCCGUCCCAAAGAGAAAGAAAGGAACCAGCCAUUGACCUCCAAAACCUUGCUUAAACCCCCAAAGAACAAAAAGAUUGGCUUUCCCUCUCCCACAAGAGGCGGACUUUCCACAUCACCUCAAGGUCUUAAAGACACCCAGUCUUUUGACAUGCUGGUGACCUGUGCCCAUUGCAACAUUCUUCUGCCGCUUCCAACCUUUCAGAAACAUGAGAUCAAAUGUCUACGUUUGACAUCUUUGAAAAAUGCUAGGAUAAAACAAAAAUCAAGCCAUGGAGAAAAAGAAGACUCUUCCUACAGCACUCAUGAUUAAAUCUGGAAAUAGAGGCAUGUCUUCAGAUUGAAGCUUCAGCUUAGCUUUAGCAAAAGGCACUGAAAGUGCGAUAGCUUCAUCAACAAAUAAAACUGACUUGCUACUCUGGAUCAAGAACAAAAAGUGACUCAGAUUUUUAUUCCUUAUCAAGAGAGGCAUUUAAAAGGUUUCACCUGAAAACUGUAAAAGUGAUGGGGGCUCAACAGCUGUUGUCAUUUCAAAUAUUUCUAUGUAAGCUUGCCUUAGGAAUGUACUUUUUCCACCUGCUUAACAUCUUACUUCUCAGAUCCAAACGUGUUGGUAUCUGCAUCAUUUAAGCACAAGCACACAUGGGAUGCAAAGU
Gymnogyps californianus (California condor) is the source of this 1462-nucleotide messenger RNA. RefSeq names its product XIAP associated factor 1 (gene XAF1). The coding region runs from base 124 to 1119 and encodes 331 amino acids. The record is from RefSeq and is a predicted model, not a curated record. The transcript is spliced from 8 exons. Gene Ontology annotation, biological process: apoptotic process. NCBI's taxonomy places the organism in Eukaryota, Metazoa, Chordata, Aves, Accipitriformes, Cathartidae.